AUGGCAGAUGCUUACAGAUUCUCACAGCAGAGCGCUGGGAGUUACUACUUCCCACAACAGACGCAACAGCAUCUUCCGAGACAACAGAUCAUUCGCAAUACCACUCCGCCAAGCAGCAUUAGACCUGUCUACAACGCCGAUACUCCCUCCCCAUCUCGAUCGCCUGACCCUCACUCGCCCGCGCCAAAUAUCUACGCGAUGUUCAACCAGAGUCACCAGCAAGGGCAGCAUGGCCGCGUCAAUGGAGGGCCUGGGCGAGGGAAUAUGCCAAUAAUGUUCAACAACUUCCAGCAUCAAAACUCCCCACACCAUCCUCACAAUGCCCAUAACACCCAUACGACUCUCCAGCAAGACCAUAAUACGCACUCGACCAAUGGAGGGAUUAUCGGUCAUCAUGCCACUUACUCAUCGGGGGUAUUGUCAAAUGCAACGCCGAGCUUCACCCCAAACUCCCUCACAAAUGGGCACUCGGGGACGACACGUGGUGGGCAAGCAGUCCAAAUCUCUGAACACUGGGCAAGGCAGCUAGAGAUGCACAAGGAGUCUGAGAAGGCACAUGUUCACAUGGCGGAUGGGCACUCUCACCACUACGCUAGGAUGAAGGCUGGAGAGAACAAGGGACUUGCCUUGGUUGCUCCACCAGAUCCAGACACACAAGAUAGCGACGAGAAGGAUCUGAGCCGUAUGUCGACUCAGUCCACUAAACGCCAGGAUUGGUUCAAUCUGGAUUUUAGUGGCCAGGGUAUCAAAGUACUCGCUGAACCGAUCUUCCAGUACCAAUUUCUGAAGAAACUAUAUGUGGCUUCUAAUAAGCUGACGAGGCUUCCCUCCUCCAUUCGGCACCUACGGUCACUACAGCACUUGGAUGCCUCUAAUAACCUCCUGACCGAAUUGCCUCCGGAAUUGGGCAUGUGUGUAUUUUUAGAGAAUCUCCUGGUGUUCGAUAACUCGAUACAGACGUUGCCAAACGAGCUUGGAUCCUUGUUCCAUCUUGAAAUGCUCGGUAUCGAAGGCAAUCCGCUUGCGCCAGAGUUGAAGCAGGAAAUCAUGGAAAGGGGUACCAAAUCCCUAAUCACACUGCUCCAAAAUCAAGCUCCUCCUCCUAUGCCUCCGAACAGCCGUGACAAGAUCGAACUUCAAGAAGGCGAACCGAACCCCAAUCAAGAGACCUUCAAAGUCUAUUCCUUUAACAUUCUUUCGGACCAGGCGUGCACUCGAAAGAUGUACGGUUACAGCCCUGCAGAAGCUUUGGAGUGGAGCUAUCGAAAGGAGUCCAUUCUCACGGAUAUCCAGAGCAAUGACGCGGAUUUCGUGUGCUUACAAGAAGUUGAUACGGAUACUUACGAGUCGUUCUUCAGAAUGCAGCUUGCUUACAAUGACUACAAAGGUGCUUUCUGGGCGCGGACUCGCUCGAAGACCAUGGCCGAAAAAGAAGCGGUAAAGGUUGAUGGAUGCGCAACAUUCUGGAAGAAUAGCAAGUACAUACUGCUUGAUAAGCAGCUUAUCGAUUUCGCGAACAUUGCCAUCAAUCGACCAGAUAUGAAAAGCCACCACGAUAUUUUCAACCGGGUCAUGCCGAGGGAUCACAUUGGAGUGGUCACGUUCUUCGAAAAUAGGCAAACAGGAUCCCGAUUGAUUCUUGUCAAUACCCACAUAUUCUGGGAUCCCGCUUACGCAGACGUCAAGCUGAUCCAAACCGCUAUCUUGAUCGGAGAAGUCAACAAAUUAGCCGAAAAAUAUGCGAAGUGGCCCGCGUGCAAAGACAAGAAGGCAUUUGGCUUAGCCAAUGAAGAUGCGGACCAGGAUACAUCCCCAGAGCCUACGCCUCAACCAUCAAGGGAGUACACGAGCAAGACUCAGAUACCACUUGUGAUCUGCGCCGACCAAAACUCGACUCCUGAUUCGAGCGUUUUUGAGUUGCUGGCUAAGGGAUCCGUCAGAGCCAAGCAUCCCGAGCUUGGGGGCCGCAGUUACGGCAAUUUCUCCAAAGACGGAAUAGAACAUCCAUUCUCCUUGCGUUCGGCAUACACCAACCUUGACAAGACUCCAGAUGCAGUUCCGUUUACCAAUUAUGUACCUACAUUCAAGGGUGUCAUCGAUCAUAUUUGGUAUUCAACGAACGCUCUGGAAAACAUCUCGCUCCUGGGCCAGGUUGACCCCGAGUACAUGAAGGCAGUUCCUGGAUUCCCCAACUACCACUUCCCGAGUGACCACCUGUCACUCAUGGCGGAGUUUGCAGUCAAGGGCGCCAAGGGGAAGAAAGUUAUCACGGAGCCUGAUUUUGGCCCUUCGAGUAGGAGUAACGAUCGAAGGAGGAACUAG
This is a messenger RNA of Drepanopeziza brunnea f. sp. 'multigermtubi' MB_m1, 2322 nucleotides long. RefSeq lists its product as uncharacterized. The record is from RefSeq and is a predicted model, not a curated record. Gene Ontology annotation, molecular function: protein binding; poly(A)-specific ribonuclease activity. NCBI's taxonomy places the organism in Eukaryota, Fungi, Ascomycota, Leotiomycetes, Helotiales, Drepanopezizaceae. Gene Ontology annotation, cellular component: CCR4-NOT complex; cytoplasm; nucleus. Gene Ontology annotation, biological process: nuclear-transcribed mRNA poly(A) tail shortening.